Messenger RNA from Gadus chalcogrammus (walleye pollock), 2634 nucleotides. Its product is annotated as protocadherin gamma-C5-like. Lineage: Eukaryota; Metazoa; Chordata; Actinopteri; Gadiformes; Gadidae. Gene Ontology annotation, cellular component: plasma membrane. Gene Ontology annotation, biological process: homophilic cell-cell adhesion. Gene Ontology annotation, molecular function: calcium ion binding. The transcript has a single exon. The record is from RefSeq and is a predicted model, not a curated record. The coding region runs from base 120 to 2609 and encodes 829 amino acids.
GAAUAAUAUCGUUCCCCGAACGCAUGGUUAUCUCCGAAUAUGUUUUUGUGGAAUAUAAUAUUCGGCAAUGGUUUGCAAUACGGGGAAUCCGUCGCUGAUGAAUCUACAUUUUUGGAAUAAUGUGGUAUAACAGAGCGGGAAUGACAAAAAGAACGAGGUACCGGGACUGGAGAUGGCAGGCUCUGUGGUGGAAUCAUUUCUUCCUCUUGUGGAAUACAAUAGACGGACAGACGCGCUACACCAUCCCGGAGGAACUAAAGCAGGGCUCCGUGGUCGGACAUUUAGCCAAAGAUCUGGGUUUGGGAUUAUCAGAGAUUUUCGACCGUAAACUGCGCGUCGCCUCGGAGGCUGGUGAGCAGUAUUUCAGCGUGGACACGGGGAAGGGUGAGCUGGUGGUGAACGAGAGGAUAGACAGAGAGGCGUUGUGCGGACAAAGCGCGAGCUGUAUAUUGCCACUUCAAGUUGUCAUUGAAGACCCAUUACAGCUUCAUCGGGUCGAAGUUGAAAUACAGGACAUCAAUGAUAAUUCGCCAAGGUUUUCAUCCAACGAGGUGACUUUAGAUAUAGCAGAAUCCACCGCGAUAGGGAUACGCUUCCCUUUAGAAAGCGCAUUAGACCCAGAUGUUGGGAUUAAUUCGUUGAAGUCGUAUACUCUUAGCAAAGAUGAUUGCUUUAGUAUAAAGGUUAACGAUGUGGCUGGAGGAAGGAAAGUUCCGGAGUUGGUCCUUGCAAAGCAAUUGGACAGAGAAAGAAAACCCUUACACAGACUAAUAUUAACAGGCCUCGACGGAGGUAAUCCUGUGAGAUCUGGUUCAACUCAGAUCACUAUUAAAGUGCUAGACAUCAAUGACAACGUCCCGGUUUUUGAGAAAACGAUUUACAAAGUAUCUAUAAGCGAAGAUACAGUGGAAGGCACGAUGAUAGCACAGACUAAAGCGACAGAUAUUGACGACGGACAAAACGGAGAAAUUGAAUAUUCAUUCGGAUCACACACACAGGAAAACGUGCUUUCUGUGUUCAACAUCGAUGCGAUCUCGGGACAAAUAUCUCUUAAAGGGAAACUAGAUUAUGAAUCGAAAUCAAACUACGAAAUUGACGUAACCGCUAAAGAUAAAGGUAACCCCAGAAUGGAUGGACACUGCAGUGUACACGUGGACCUUUUAGACGUGAAUGACAAUGCCCCGGAGAUUAUCUUCACCUCGCAGCCGAAGCCUGUGCGUGAAGACGCGGCGGCUGGCACUGUUGUUGCGUUACUAAGUGCCAGGGAUCUUGAUUCUGGUAAUAACGGUAAAGUAGUCUUAAAUCUGCCUAAAUCCUCACCUUUCAGCUUGAAACCUUCCUUCUCGAAUAGUUACGCACUAGUUACUAGCAAUGUUGUCGACAGGGAGAGCGUCUCAUUGUAUAAUCUAGAAAUAACUGCAACUGAUUCAGGCUCCCCCCCUCUGACCAAUAAGACAAUAAUAACCGUCAGCAUAACUGAUAUAAACGAUAAUCCCCCUAUUUUCUCCCAGCAGUCCUAUAAUAUUUAUACAAAAGAAAAUGGGAAACCAGGCUCUAUAUUGUUCUCUGUAACAGCAACUGAUCUAGAUUAUGGGGAAAACGCCAAGCUGUCCUACUCCAUCCUGGACUCUAAAGUGCAGGACGUGUCUGUGUCCUCCUACGUCUACAUCAACUCGGAGAACGGCAGCAUCUACAGCAUGCACUCCUUUGACUAUGAGAAACUGAAGGUGUUUCAGAUUCAGGUGCAGGCAAAGGACCACGGUUCUCCGUCUCUGAGCAGCAACGCUACUGUUCAUGUUUUUAUUCUGGACCAGAACGAUAACGCCCCCUCUGUUAUCUACCCCUCCUCCGCUGUCCACGGCUCCCUCUCUCAGCAGAGGACGUCCCGCUCCUCCAAAGCAGGCCACUUGGUUACCAAGGUAACAGCUGUAGAUGCCGACUCGGGGCAUAACGCCUGGAUCUCCUAUAGACUGGCAGAGGCCACAGACGCCUCUCUGUUCGCUGUCAACCUUUACACAGGGGAGGUGAGGACUAAACGGGCUGUGUCUGAGCAGGACGACUCCUCUCAGAGACUGCUCAUAGAGAUUAAGGACGACGGGGAUCCGGUUCGGUCCACCACCGUCACCGUGUCCGUCCUGUUAGAGGACGGUCUCCACGAGCCCAUUCUGGACCUCAGACACAAGACGGACGAUUCUCACAAGAAAACGGGGAGAAUGGCUCUGUAUCUGAUCCUCUCCCUGGCCUCAGUGUCUGUGCUCUCUCUGGUGACUUUCCUCAUUCUAGCUGUUAAGUGUCUUAAGAGCAGCAGAAGCAGUGGUAGCUGCUGCAUGAGACGGAGCGACAGUGAGGACUACAAGAACCCCAACAGAAACCUCCAACUCCAGCUCAACACUGACGGGCCUAUUAAGUACGUGGAGGUCCUGGGAGGAGACAUGAUGUCUCAGAGUCAGUCCUUCAGGUCCUGUCUCUCUCCCACGUCAGAGUACAGUGACUUCACCUUCGUUAAACCCAGCAGCACCACAGACUUUAAAGACAUGAUCAACGUCUUAGACGCCUCUUUACCUGACAGCACCUGGACCUUUGAGAGCCAGCAGGUGAGCAUCAAUUGAGCACAAACGUAUGUGAUUUUAUAUA